Uranotaenia lowii is the source of this 435-nucleotide messenger RNA. RefSeq lists its product as uncharacterized. The coding region runs from base 1 to 435 and encodes 144 amino acids. NCBI's taxonomy places the organism in Eukaryota, Metazoa, Arthropoda, Insecta, Diptera, Culicidae. The record is from RefSeq and is a predicted model, not a curated record. The transcript has a single exon.
AUGAUUGCCGACAUUCCUAGUGUUCGGUCAUUCCUCGACGAUGUCAUCAUAUUCGGACCAACCUGGGAAGCACACAAAGCGUCAUUGGAUCAACUACUUCAGCGAUUGGAGGAAUAUGGGUUCCACGUCAAGAUGGAAAAGUGCCACUUUUUCCAAACUGCAAUCAAAUACUUGGGGCAUAUCAUCGACAACAAAGGCAUCCGCCCUGAUCCAGAAAGGCUCCAAGCCAUCGCCUCAAUUUCAGCAACAACCAACGUUUCCGAACUGCGCUCAUUCCUGGGAGCCAUUAAUUUUUAUGGCAGAUUUUUCCGCAACAUCCAUGAACUUCGACAUCCACUCGACCAGCUAAUCAAGAAAGAUGCGAAGUGGCAGUGGAACAACAAUUGUCAACGGUCAUUCCGGCGAUUUAAGGAAAUCCUGCAGACCGAAAUGUAG